CGUGGAGCGAGGGAGUCCGAGGAUAGUAGGAACUAACUAGAACUCUAGAAGGCCGGUACUGCUGGUUCCUCCGUCUGGUGUGCAGGGUAGAAGACGAAGCUCGGCCAGCCAGAUGGGGUCCAUCCUGUGCUGCUUGCGCGGCCCCGAAGACGACGACGAGGCGCCGGGUUGCUGCGCCUGCCUGCCAUGGCCGUUCUCGAACAACACUCAGAACCCGGCGGGCGCCGCCGCUCGUCAUCCUAGAGCGUGCGCACGGGUUGCGCCGGUUCCUCCCGAGUCCUCCACCGGCUCAGGGCAGGAGGAUCCAUUGAACACCUUCCGCCGCCCUCCUAUGCCUUUGCCUUACGAUGAUCCUCGGUUCAGACAUCCCGCGGAGAAAUCUAUUCUGCUCGGAGAGAGAAGCAAUGUUGACACCGGAUCGACUCGCGAUGGUGAUGAGAAGGCUGAUGGACCGUCGUCCCUGGAAGCUCGGCCGGGAGGGGGGAAACCCGGGGGAACUCAAGUCUGUGCUGAUUGUGAUGAGGAUGAGUGUCCAAUAUGCCUCGAAGAGUAUGAUUAUGAGAAUCCGAAGGUGCUGCUGCAAUGCAACCAUGAUUUCCAUCUUGGCUGCAUUUACGAGUGGAUGGAAAGAAGCCAGUCGUGCCCGGUCUGUGCCAUGGUGAUGAUGUUCAAAGAGGACCAAUGACCAUGCUGGCUGCAAGCCUUUACACAUGCUCAAGACCCACGAUAAUCGUUUAGUUGUGUAUAUAUACAUGGCGUCGAGGAAAUCAUGUCACUAGCCUUUGGCCAGUUGCGGGGUAAAAUUUGGUGGCAAAUUAUACCAGCAGAGUAAUGACCUUGUUGUAAUCUUUUUUUUCCCUUUUAUGAACUCUUGUUUCUAUUCCUUAAUUAAUUAAUGGAUGAGGCAAAGCUUUUGCAUCUGUUGCCAAAUAAAAUGA
This is a messenger RNA of Triticum aestivum (bread wheat), 938 nucleotides long. Its product is annotated as E3 ubiquitin-protein ligase AIRP1. Lineage: Eukaryota; Viridiplantae; Streptophyta; Magnoliopsida; Poales; Poaceae. The record is from RefSeq and is a predicted model, not a curated record. The coding region runs from base 113 to 685 and encodes 190 amino acids. The transcript has a single exon. Gene Ontology annotation, molecular function: ubiquitin-protein transferase activity.